Molecule: messenger RNA, 978 nt
Organism: Acanthosepion pharaonis
Lineage: Eukaryota; Metazoa; Mollusca; Cephalopoda; Sepiida; Sepiidae
Source: the annotation of a GenBank genome assembly
AUGUGGACUGCCUCUUUGCCUGACGAUAUAUUGGCUUAUUUUAAAGUUCUUUUGACUUUUUACUUUCUUACCUCAAUCACUUCUUUCUUUCGUUCUUUCUUUCUUUCGUUCUUUCUUUCUUUCGUUCUUUCUUUCGUUCUUUCUUUCUUUCGUUCUUUCUUUCUUUCGUUCGUUCUUUUUUUUCGUUUCUUUCUUUCGUUCUUCUUUCUUUCUUUCUUUCUUUUCUUUUUUUCGUUCUUUCUUUUUUCUUUCUUUCUUUUCGUUCUUUCUUUCGUUCUUUUUUCUUUCGUUCUUUCUUUCUUUCUUUCGUUCUUUUCUUUCGUUCUUUUCGUUUUCUUUCGUUCUUUCUUCUUUUCUUCUUUUCUUUCUUUUCUUUCUUUUCUUUCUUUCUUUCGUUCUUUCUUUCUUUCUUUCUUUUUUCUUUCCUUCUUUCUUUCGUUCUUUCUUUCUUUCGUUCUUUCUUUCUUUCGUUCUUUCUUUCUUUCGUUCGUUCUUUCUUUCUUUCUUUCUUUCGUUCUUUCUUUCGUUCUUUCUUUCUUUCGUUCUUUUUCUUCUUUCUUUCGUUCUUUCUUUCUUUCUUUCUUUCUUUCUUUCGUUCUUUCUUUCUUUCUUUCUUAUCUCCCCUCCAUUUUUGUUUCGCAUUUCUUCUCUUUCUUCUUUAUUUUUUUUCUUCCGUUCAACUCCCCUAUAAUAUCGUUCAUUUUUUUCUUCUUCUGGCUUCUUUUUCCCGGAGCGCAAACUUCCUCUCACUUUUCUACACCUUUCUUUCUAAUUCCUUCUCCUCUCUGCUUCUCCUCUUCCCCUUCUAAAUUUUUCUUUCUAAUUCCUCUCUUUUUACCCUUUCUUUCCGCUCCAUUCUUCUCUCUGCUUCUCCUCUCUCACUCUUUUAUCCCUUUCUUUCUUACCCAUUCUUCUUUCUGCUUCCUCUCUCUCUCACAUCUAAACCUUUCUUUCCUCUCCCUCUCUCGCUCUUUCUAA